Messenger RNA from Rhagoletis zephyria (snowberry fruit fly), 1332 nucleotides. RefSeq lists its product as uncharacterized. Lineage: Eukaryota; Metazoa; Arthropoda; Insecta; Diptera; Tephritidae. The record is from RefSeq and is a predicted model, not a curated record.
AUGAGCGUACCUGCUUAUUUAAAAGGCAUUAAGUCAGCUAAUCCGGUAGCUGUAUUUAAUUCAGGAGUUACUGAUUUCAGGUAUCCAUGUCCUGCGUAUUGGGUGCUCAGUAAAGCGGCCGAAGGGCAAUAUUUAAGUAAAAUAUUCCUUCUCUCUCUACCAUUAUUUCUUCCAGGUUUCGCACAUCAUCUCGUCGGAAUGCAUAGUCACUUGCAUGCGCCCGAUUGGCGUGCCUUGAGUGCCGUUGGCAACCCAGCUGCAUUAGCUCGACCAGGUUUUCCGCACGGUGCGCCCUUCUUUCAUCAUCAACAUCCCGCUUUUCAGGCGCACAGCAUAGCCGGUAGUUUGGAGCGCCACGGACUGCGCUCUAUAAAUGAUUCCCAUCACCAUUUGACACAGUUGCGACAGCUAUCAACGGUGGGUGCGGCGCAUAGUACUACCAGUCCGGAGGGUUCGCCCACAACGACAACCCACAAUUUAGAUGGACGGCCGCCGCUCACCACCUCCCCGCCUUUAACCACAACGAACAGUGAUAACGAUAAUAACAAUAAUAUUGAUGCUGGUUUCGAAAGCGAUAGCAUUUCGGUGACGGGCUCGCCAAGAAAAACUUCUUCGCUACACGAAGACGACGAUGGACGCAGCACUUCGCCGCCUUCGAAUUGUGGUUCUGCCAGCGGUGGCGGUGGUGGUGGCGGUGGCGGCGCUUUCACAUCGCUCAUACAACGAAAUUCGACGCUGCGCAAGAAUGAGCUCUUCACUGGAUUCGCGUCACAAUUCUCGCCCGCGGCCAGCAACUUCAAUCCCGCCUUAGCAGCGCAACUUUUCUUACAGAAUCCGCUGCUGCCGCAGCCUAGCCAAUGGCUGUAUACACAGCUUUACGGUAACUACAGUGACUUUCCUUGGUUUCGAGGCGCUAGCAAUGCCGUUGGUGAUGGCUUGGCGCAACCAGUGCCGCCAGGUGUGCCACCCGCCGAACUGUCGGGCACAACUAGCCUGACAGCGACGGAUGCGUGCACAAAUGGUGUUAAUUUAGUAAAACGUUGUGUAACGCUGAUUUCACAUUCGCCGGAUGUGGAGAACGCAAAUCCGAAUGCUUCGCCGCCGGUCACUUCAACGCGACGCUCACCAUCCCCAGUCGAGACUAUCGAUCUGGACGAUGUGAGUACGACAUCACGUACUGAACUGGAAUCUGGUGGUUUUGGACCAAUACGUUGCCGUACUCCAAAGUCAACUGACGUGUGGCGGCCAUACUAGCGGCUGCGUAACGCCAUGGUAACGGCGUUGGGUUUAAAAGAAAUCGCGGAGCAGGCAGAGGCAGAGGAUGAGGAGGUA